Molecule: messenger RNA, 4598 nt
Organism: Porites lobata
Lineage: Eukaryota; Metazoa; Cnidaria; Anthozoa; Scleractinia; Poritidae
Source: the annotation of a GenBank genome assembly
CGGUGAAGAGGUUGGCGUUUUAAGACGGGAAAAUCCCAGUUGCUUUGCUAAACUUGGCAGAAAUUCUGAUAUUUCUCUGGUUUUGCCGGUAAGUAAGCUCCCCGCGAUUUGAUUCAUUGUGGGUUUGUUAAAAUUUUUGUCAAAAGUCAAGCGGAUUCAUAAGCAAACUUAUCCACGAUCGAAAGCCAUUCAAUCACGGGAAGUUUUGCUCGUAGAACUAUGAUUCUGUCGUUAUGAAAAUUGGGAGAAACUAGAGGGCCUCAUUUGAUGUUGCAGUUGAUAAUACGUAGCGAAGAGUCGUAGAGACAGUUGAAGGCUAUUAGAUGGUUCAAGGCAACUUGCCAACAUGGCGAAUUUUGAUAUUACUAGUCAUUCUUGUAAUAAAUUAUUUCGAAAUCGAGCACGAAACGGAGUAAAACAACUGUGACAACAACUGAGGGAAUAAAUUAAAUACCUUUGCCUCUGGUAGAUAGAAAUAGGUAUUUAUUGAAAGAAAUUUGACACCUAGAACUAGAAAUGAGCUAAAAUACUUGAGAAGUGGAAAAAGAAAACAACGGGAAGUACCGCUUAAUUAAAGGUUAACCUUGCAACCGAGUUACUUCGCAUAUGUUUUUUAGUAUAAUAUACAACUAUCCCCCGAAAGGGAGGUUGAAUAGUGGAAGAUAUUCCGAGACGCGAAGCCUUGAGGCAUAUAUCUCGCGCUGUUCGACCCUGAGAGGGAUAGUUGUUUUAGUAUUUACCAAUUCAGUGGGAUAAAAAUGGAAAAAGUAAUUUUUUGUAAAUUAAAAACGUCACUUAGUAGGAACUUUGUUUACAAUUUACAAACAUUUCGGGAAUUUUGCUAAGUGCACUUCUUACAAUUUUGUUGCAAAUUCAGCGUGAAAAUAAUUUUCUACCUACCAGUAAACACCGACAAGCCAAAGUUCGGCGCUUUCUUGGUAUUUGUUUGUACGACUGCUUCAUUUAUCGCUCAAAUUUCAUCUACCGAAAAUGUCUUAAAGCGAGACGCCAUAUUGGCUCUGGUCGCAAAACGGUGAAUAGCCGAGGAUAUUCCAAGUUACAGGAGCCAAUCAAAACGUGCGAAAAUUGCUAUUCACUGAUUUUGUAAAUACUAAACUGAACUACCAAGGGAACACAAAUUUGGCUACCCACCCAGGUUAAGUCAGGUUAGGUCUUCACGAGUUGAAAACAAACACCUAGAUUUGUACUUUCUACCUGGUCAGCUGUUGUGUAUUGCAAGUGGACGCAUUUGAGUUUUACCAGUGCUUUUGCUGUAAAAAUAUGAGAUUGUCUAAAAGUAAGUUCAAGACCCAAGAAAGAAAGUAACAUUUGAAAGACUGUCAAUUCUCAAGGUUACCCUAAAUUUCCCUAUUAUAAGCCCUCCUUGUUAUAGGCCCAUCUACCUGUAAACAACAACAAAAAAAUACUCUGAUUAUACAGCUCUCCUGGAUGUAACACCCUCUACAUGGUUCACACACAGCUUGAACGUCCUUGAAUUGUAAAAUAAAAAUUCAAGGCCCUCAAAGUGCUUGAAAAUUAUAUUAGGUGCUUGAAAGUCCUUGAAUCUCAGGUGCUAACUUUUUCCAGUCCAGCAAACACAGAAAGACCUUUAGGAUAAAAUUGCUCAUGUUGUGAAGAACUAAAAAGGACCUAGACUCAAAGGCCUAUUUGUACUGAAUGGAGUCCUUGAAAGUCCUUGAGUUUUUUGUUCAAAGCAGGGUAUGAACCCUGCCUCUGGCUUGUAUUUAAAGGAAUUUGAUAAAUUUUGACUUUUUAAAGCUUGAUUAAAACCUGUAAAUGCAGAAUGUUUUUUGAUCAGCACUGGGCUUGGACGCCAAACCAGGUCAGACUGCCAAUGUUAGUUCAACCCUUCCUUACCUGACCGCAGCUUACUGAUAUCUGCAUGCAUUCACUUCACUACUGCUUGGUUGUACCAAGGGUGUGACAAAUAUUCUAAUACCAUGAACUGCCACUUAUAAGCCCUGGGCUUCUGCAUCUUACUUAGAGGUCUUAGGAGGGCUUAUAAAAGGAGAGGCUUAUAAAAGAAAGUGCUUUGAAACAAGCCAAAGCAGGAACAUACUGAUUAGGGGUGUUCUUUUUGGUGUUCGUCUUAUAACAUUUCAGACCAAAAAACUUUGCUAACACAUCUCAGAUGCAAGCAAGGCUUGAUAAAGAUCUGGAAUUCCAGCUUGUCAUUAGGGCAAGCGUCUCUUACAUUUUGCUUGCUUGACUCACUGAGUGAAUUGCUUGCUUGUCUUAGUUAAUAAUUUAGUUGAAAGAUGACUUGCAUGGAUCUUUCCCCAUUGGUCAAGCGAGUUUUAAUAGUCUCUUUCCCAGCCUGAAAAUCCACCAGUCCUAGACUUUUUGUGAGGCCUGGUAAGAAAUAUAUCAUAUUCUGUAAACACCUGUGAAAUCCUAGGUAAGCUUCAUGCGAUUUGUUCACACAUAAAAAUAACAUGUUAUCUUUGUACAGGAAAAAAAUGACCAUAAAAAUUUGCUAUUUCUACAUAAUAAGUCUUGUCUCCCCGGCAAAAGUAUGUUUAAGUGAAAUGGUUUGGUAUUUCAUCAGGUGUUUAUUUAAUAAAUCAAGCUUGGAGAUACAAAAUUCCUGUUUUCGUGUUGAAGAUAUUUCACUUACUUGCUGCUUAAACUAAUUGUGAAAUAACACCUCAAGAGAAAGUUCAUAUCUCUGUGCAGCCAUGUAAUAUGCUCUUUUCCAGGUGGAAAGAUUGAUUGAUUUGUGACAAAAUAGUGCAAAAAUUGAAAUCUGCUACUUAAAGAGAAUGCACAGUAUUCUUUGAAACCUCAUAUUUCACAUUGGGACAUCGCUCACCAGCUUACAUGAAGUCCUACUUCCCUGAAAGCUCUUUUGAGCUGCACUAAGAUUCUCCAAUGAUUUUCCUUUGUUCUGUGUUUUGUAGACAAAGAUCAUGGAUUGCAACAACCUUACUGACCUCUUGGAAGAAGUACAUUCUCAAGUAGACAUGCUGCAAAAGGCAGUUGCCCAAGUUAGUCAAGUUAAGGCAAGUUUAAAAACAACAGCCUCUGAAGUGAAGUCUCAGAUUCGCGACAGUGUCAGCCGUCAUCUAGAAGCCUUACGGAACAGAGAAACCUGGUUGUUGGGGCAAGUGGAAGUGGUACAGCAUAUCAAAGAGGAUAUGUUGCGACAACAGCAAGCUGAACUCAACAAGGCUCUUGGCAGACUGCAGUCCACUUGUUCCUUGCUUGAGCAAAGCAGUAAAGCUCUUGACACAGACAGCUUGGAGUGUCGGGUCAGCGAAAGCUUAGAAUCUGUUGGCCAGCUGAGCCUGAUACCUGAGGAAACCAGUGCCAUCAACUUUGUGGCUCGGAAUUUUGAGCUCCAAGACUCCAUUCACAAAUAUGGUGUGGUCAUCUCUGAUCAUCCUUUUGCUGAUAAGCAGAUGGUGUCUUCUUGUGAAAGGCUUCAGUUGAGUUCUGGUAAGAAACUAGCAUUCUUCACCCCAUCUGGUUCUUGUGAGGACUGGCUUAUGAAGACAAAUGCUGGUAGUGCUUGUCAGGACACCCCAAAGUCCCAUGCUGUGAUGUCCAACAUCCAGGACUGGCUGCAGCCUAAAGAAGCUUCAGUUGUCUCUGCCACAGAGAGCUCAGUCACUUCUAUGCCUCAGCAGAAUGUAGAGAACUGGCUAGCCAAAUGUCAGUCCCAGGAUGCUGUAAAAGAUAUAGAGGACAUUGCAGAAAAUCCAGGAAAAGCUGUUGCUGUUACAGAGAACAACGCCACUGAAAUCCAAAACUGGCUUCUGAAGACUCAAGGGACCAACUCAGCUGCUUCCCUGCCCCCUGCUAACUUGUUUGACUACUACAGAGUUGUUAGAUUGUCAGAGUCAAGCAAGUGGUUAAAGAGCAAUGCUGGAAGUGCUAAAGACAAACUUUCCACCAGUGUCAUUGGUGACACCUACAGCAAGAUUGCUGCUUCAAGUCCUGAUAAGUGGCUCAUGCAGAGGAAAUUACCAGUUGCUUCCAGCUCCGCACUGGUCAGAAGCAUCAGCUCUCAGUCAUGUUCAGAGUGUUCCUGUGGUUUGUCUUCAGGGUGUUGUGAUGCUGAUGCUCAAGAAAAAUCUGGCAAUUUUGAUGAUACCUCAAGUGAGUUUUCUGAUUGGUUGGCAGUGAAGAGAGUUGACACCAACAGAAGUUCAUCCCCUGAGAGAGUAUCAACUGAAGUUGCUGGCAACAAUACAUGGCUCAUCAAACAACAUGGUGAGAUCAGCCAACAUGAAACCAUGGAUGUUACUGGCAUUAAGAAUUACAGAGAGAAUCUAGCCUCACAAUCCAACGAGCACUGGUUGAAACAUGAAGGCAGUUCCUUGCUUCCUGACAACAAUAAAGAUAGCGAGGGAAUAACAAGUGGCAUGAAGGCUUACAUUGACUCUCUUCCUGUUGAUAACAACCAGUGGUUGUUAAAUCCACCCGAGGAUGAUGGCCUUUGUAAGUGGCUUGCCCGCAGAUCAUCUGAGAAGUGUAAAGAGUGCCCAAGAAUGUGUUCCAAUGGCCUCUUCAAGAUCUUUGGAGAAGUAUCCAGUUCUAAAGGUGGCUGGCUUAUGUCUCAAGAACUUUACUAA